GAAAGGUGGGUUUGUUGUUGUAAGAAAGAUGGGUUUGUUGUAAGAAAGAUGGGUUUGUUGUCAGAAAGAUGGGUUUGUUGUUGUAAGAAAGAUGGGUUUGUUGUAAGAAAGAUGGGUUGUUGUCAGGAAAGAUGGGUUUGUUGUAAGAAAGAUGGAUGGGUUUGUUGUAAGAAAAAACGGGUUUGUUGUCAGAAAAAACGGGUUUGGUGUCAGGAAAGAUGGGUUUGUUGUAAUAAAGAUGGAUUUGUUGUAAGAAAAAACGGGUAUGUUGUCAGGAAAGAUGGGUUUGUUGUAAGAAAGAUGGAUUGUUGUCAGGAAAGAUGGGUUUGUUGUCAGGAAAAAUGGGUUUGUUGUAAGAAAGAUGGGUUUGUUGUAAGAAAGAUGGAUUUGUGGUCAGAAAAAACGGGUUUGUUGUCAGGAAAGAUGGGUUUGUUGUAA
This is a messenger RNA of Lottia gigantea (owl limpet), 438 nucleotides long. RefSeq lists its product as hypothetical. The annotation marks the transcript as partial. The record is from RefSeq and is a predicted model, not a curated record. Lineage: Eukaryota; Metazoa; Mollusca; Gastropoda; Lottiidae. The transcript has 2 exons.